AUGUCACGACAGCAAGCACACGGCUACAUGCACGCGCCACAAAAUUAUUAUGGCCAGCAGCCCGUAGACAACACGCCUCUGCAGUUUUACGGCCAAGGGUCGACAACAACGACGGGUUCGAAUGGAUUCUACUCUUCAACACCGUCGAAUAUCAACACCAUGGGGUCCAUGGGCGGCGGUAUGGCGGGUGUUGGCGGUGGGAUUGAAGGCAAUAUGGCGACGGGCACGAUGGGUUCGGGCAGUGGGAAUGGGUAUGGUGGAAAUAUUGUCGUUCAAGGUCCUUGGUGGACUGCGUUUGGGCCUGGUGGUGUCGAGGGCGAGCAGCCGUUGCUUGAAGAGCUCGGGAUCAACUUUUCGCAUAUACGGAUAAAGUCGAUGACGGUGCUAAACCCGCUGCAAAAGGUGGAUGAACAUAUCAUGGAUGAUGCGGAUAUGGCAGGUCCCAUCAUUUUUUGCUUUAGCUUCGCGACCUUUCUUCUCUUGUCUGGAAAGCCUCAAUUCAGCUUUAUUUACGGCGUCGGACUGCUAGGGUCGGCGUCAAUGUACUUUCUGCUCAACGCCAUGUCCGAGUCUGGCAUCGACGCAUAUCGGGUGGCAUCUGUAUUGGGCUAUUGCCUAUUGCCCAUGGUCGGUGUAAGCGCCAUCAGCGUCGUCGUUGCACUAGAUGGUGCACUCGGCUACUUUCUUUCAAUCCUGUCGAUCCUUUGGUGCACGUAUGCGGCGUCUGGAAUCUUUGUGGCCGUCCUGCGCAUGUCCGAUCAACGAUUGCUGGUGGCAUACCCUGUGGGCUUGCUCUAUGGAUGCUUUGCGCUCUUGUCCGUGUUCAACGCGACUGGGGUUGUCACUCGAUGA
Molecule: messenger RNA, 852 nt
Organism: Serendipita indica DSM 11827
Lineage: Eukaryota; Fungi; Basidiomycota; Agaricomycetes; Sebacinales; Serendipitaceae
Source: the annotation of a GenBank genome assembly